UUUGAAUGUUCAAAAUUCGCUUUGUAGCUUGGAAGGCGUAUUACAAGGUAUCGCUUCCGCCGUACCGCCGGCUGGAGGAGGAAGAAGACAGCGUGGAUCUGUAACCGUAGUGCGUUUCCACUUCCUUCCCAGCUCAUCCGCGACAAGCAAUUAAUCAAUUGCACGCUUGCAAAUUGCAAUCCACACCCCCAUCCUCCGUUCCCAACUGCAUUUCCUCCUCGUCGUCUUCAAGAAGGGAUCUUGAACUGAAGUAAUCCAGGCUGGUGACUGGCGGUGCAGGACGUUGGUGGUAGGUAAGAACAGGCAAUGGCGGAGGCGAAGGCGAAGGCGAAGGCGAAGGCGGGGAAGGAGAAGGAGAAGGACGUGGUGCGGCUGGAGCGCGAGUCGGUGAUCCCCAUCAUGAAGCCCAAGCUCAUCAUGAAGCUCGCGUACCUCAUUGAACAUCAAUCCGAUAGAGAAGAAUUCUUGAAGCUCUGCAAGAGGGUUGAGUACACCAUUAGGGCUUGGUACCAUCUCCAGUUUGAUGAUAUGAUGGAACUGUUUGCUCUCUUCGAUCCUGUGCAUGGGGCUAAAAAACUGCAGCAGCAGAACUUGUCAUCUGAGGAAAUUGAUACCCUUGAGCAGAACUUCAUGUCCUAUUUCUUUCAGGUGAUGGAGAAAAGCAAUUUUAAUAUAGUAAAUGAUGACGAGGUUGAACUUGCUCAUUCUGGACAAUAUCUGCUGAAUCUUCCCAUUAAAGUUGAUGAAUCAAAGUUAGAUAACAAACUUCUGUCGAAAUAUUUUAAGGAGCACCAUCAUGAAAACCUACCUGAGUUCUCAGAUAAGUAUGUCAUAUUUCGGAGGGGCAUUGGACUGGACCGCACUAGUAACUUUUUCUUCAUGGAAAAAGUGGAUGUGAUCAUAGGUCGUACAUGGCGAUGGUUCCUAGAGAAGACGAGACUACAAAAGCUCUUCGCAAGAAAGAAAAUCGGUAGGACAAAGAUAGAUUCCAAGAAAAAUGAUGAUCUAACUGGUGAUGUAGAGGACAAGGAGCUAUAUGUUGAACGUAUACGACUUGAAACAAUGGAAUUAAGCUUGCAGAACUUAAUUGGCAAGGUCGCAAUUCAAGAGCCUACUUUUGAAGAAGUGAUUGUCUUGUACAGGAGGAAAAGUCCCAAGGGCCAGAAUGAUAGAGCAAUCCAUGUAAAACACUUCAAAAAUAUUCCAAUGGCAGAUAUGGAGUUGGUUCUGCCUGAGAAGAAAAACCCAAGCCUCACACCAAUGGAUUGGGUUCAAUUUAUUGUUUCUGUUGUUAUCGGACUUGUUACACUCAUCAGUUCACUGGAAAUACCUAAAGCUGAUUUCUGGGUUGUGAUUGCCAUCCUCUCUGCUCUGGCAGGAUAUUGUGCCAAGAUCUAUUUCUCGUUUCAACAGAACAUGGCAACCUAUCAAAACCUAAUCACUCAAUCAAUGUAUGACAAACAACUAGAUAGUGGGAAAGGCACUCUCCUGCACCUCUGCGAUGAUGUGAUUCAGCAGGAAGUCAAGGAGGUCAUAAUAGCCUACUAUAUUUUGAUGGAAAAUGGAAAGGCUACCAGUGAUGAUCUUGACUUGCAAUGCGAAGAGUUGAUCCAGGAAGAGUUUGGCUUGAAAUGCAAUUUUGAGGUGAUGGAUGCUGUUCGAAAGCUGGAGAGGCUUGGUAUCAUUGCAAGAGAUUCUAUUGGAAGAAUUUGUUGCGUUCCUCUAAAGCGUGCCAAUGAGAUCAUCGGUGCCACUACGGAAGAGCUGGUUAUGAAAGCCAGGCAAAGCUAGCGCUCUUGAUUUGGACGAGGUGGGGUAAAUGCAUCCUGGCCAUCGGCGGAAUAGUUCUCUAGUGAAAGUCUAGGAGAGAUGCGGUUGUAAUUUUGUUGUAGGAUCUGCUGUAUUAUGGAAUGGCUGAGGUGUGUUGUAUAAGAAUGUAGUGCUUACAAUAAACGAGGAAGGACAAUCAAGAACUAGGCAUCCGUUGAUUCAGUUAA
Molecule: messenger RNA, 1997 nt
Organism: Phragmites australis (common reed)
Lineage: Eukaryota; Viridiplantae; Streptophyta; Magnoliopsida; Poales; Poaceae
Exons: 16
Coding region: 307-1791 (494 amino acids)
Source: RefSeq, a predicted model, not a curated record